UAGACGAUCUUUGCAGACCUCCAGCAGCCAGUAGCUGCUGCUGCUGAGGGAGGAAUCAGCUUCGCUCAGCUGUCUGUCAGGUUAUUGCUCUCCGCUCCGUUUGAGUCCCGUGUCUCUGCUAAUGUCGCAGCAUCCAGUGAAAGCCAAGCAGAGGGCCUGCUAGCUGGAGCGGCCCGUCUAAAGGCUGCAUUUGGACGGAACACCUGCGGAGAAAAGGAGCAAUAUCCCGGUAUGUCGUCCGGGCGCGAGAGCGUCGCCAAAAAGAAGCACGUUCGCUUCGCUAACAUGGAGGAGGAGGAGCAGGAGGAGGACACGCUGUUUGACCAGAGGAAGGAGGCCGGCCGGGGGCUAAAGAGCGCCCUGAAGUUGGCCAAGAGGUCAAUGAAAGCGGGAGGAGAGAGCAGGGUGAGGGUGUCCGCUGGAGGAAGCGGCGCGUGCGGCCGUUGGAUGGUGACGCUCGCGCUGUGUGGAUCCUUCCUGGGUUUGGGGAUGGGGAUCUCCGUCGUCGGCCCCACCUUCCAGGAUCUGGCCGCCAAUGUGCACAAGAACAUCAGCAACAUCUCCUACAUCAUCACCGGCCGCGCCGUCGGCUACAUCGGCGGCUCGCUCAUCGGAGGCAUCCUGUUUGAGUGCAUGAACCCCCACGUCCUGCUAGGGAUCUCCAUGCUGCUCACGGCGUUGGGGAUGUAUGCCAUCCCCUUCUGCAAGCAGGUGCUGUUCCUCACCGGGAUCAUGUCUGUGGUGGGGAUGGCUAUGGGAGCUUUAGACACAGGUGGGAACGUGCUGAUCCUGAACACGUGGGGGGAGAACUCCGGCCCCCACAUGCAGGCUCUUCACUUCAGCUUCGCAGCGGGAGCCUUCGCCUCCCCCAUCAUAGCCAAGCUGCUGUUUGGCCAUGAUGGAAACGGCAGCUCGCCGCUCACACCCACCAGCCCCCCCGCCGCCAUGAGCCGCAUCACCCUGAAGUCCAUGUGGGCCUACAUUGUGAUCGGCUCCGUCCUCCUCUUCAUCUCCUUCCUCUUCCUCCUCCUCUACGCCUGCGGCAGCAAGUCGAGGGACAAAGCGCAGGCGGCGUCAGAGCGCCCUCGUGUGGCCAAACACCACUCUGUUCUCGUCGCCCUGCUCUUCUUCUUCUUCUUCGCUUACGUUGGCGCCGAGGUGGCGUACGGCACCUUCAUCUUUACCUUCGCCACGAACUACGCCCACAUGCCUGAGGCCCACGCUGCGGGGCUCAACUCUCUGUUCUGGGGCACCUUCGCCGCCACUCGAGGGGCGGCCAUCUUCUUUGCGGCCUGCUUGUACCCCGGCACCAUGAUCCUGCUCUGCCUGCUGGGCUCCGUCCUCUCCUCGCUCCUUCUCUGCCUCUUCACCAACAACCACGCCGUGCUGUGGUUCGGCACCGGGCUCUACGGCGCCUCCAUGGCAACCACCUUCCCCAGCGGGAUCUCCUGGUUGGAGCAGUACACCACAGUGACGGGCAAGACGGCGGCGGCCUUUGUGGUGGGGGCGGCGCUGGGAGAGAUGAUGCUCCCCUCUCUGGUGGGCUUCCUGCUCGGCGUUUUCCCAAAGCAGCCGCUGCUCAUGUACCUGUCCAUCAUCACCGCCACCUUCACCUCCAUCCUCUUCCCCGUCAUGUACAAGGUCGCCUCGGCCCCCGGCGAUCAGAGCAGGAAGCCUGGCAUCAGGGGUCGCUCGGACGCCGACGACAGCGAGUACAGACAGGCCCUGCUGGACUCAGGCGCCGAUGAGGAGGAGGAGCAGCAGAACGAGGCCGAUCAGUGGAACGACGCAGACUUUGAAAUCAUCGAAAUGGACGACGCGUCGAGUUCUAAUUCCCCCAGUAAGGAGUCGUCUCCUCCUGAUGGCGGCGCUGUGACGGUGACCACGGAGUCAGACGGCGAUCUGCUGCAGGGAGACUCCCAGACAUAAGCUGCUGCUGUUACUGAACAGACAGAAGGACUGAAACAUGGCGCUCAGCGUUCCGGCAGACGCUGCUUUUCAUUGGUUCCUGUGUUUCUGCGGCGUGGCGAAGCAGGGUCACU
Messenger RNA from Cyprinodon variegatus (sheepshead minnow), 2042 nucleotides. RefSeq names its product major facilitator superfamily domain containing 4B (gene slc60a2b). NCBI's taxonomy places the organism in Eukaryota, Metazoa, Chordata, Actinopteri, Cyprinodontiformes, Cyprinodontidae. The transcript has 4 exons. Gene Ontology annotation, biological process: transmembrane transport. The record is from RefSeq and is a predicted model, not a curated record. The coding region runs from base 232 to 1929 and encodes 565 amino acids.